GCUGUUAAGGUUUCUAUACUCUUUCUCAUUCACCUCACGACCGUCGCCGGUCGCUGUCGUAUGACGUACUACCGCAGCACGCCGUCCGUUAUUUUGUAAUAGAAUCGUACUUCGCUUAUUUAACGCGCGCGUUUUUUUUUCCCUAGAUCUUCGUCGAUAAUAUUAUCGUCACAGUUUGUCACCGCCGCUAUGAUAGCAAUGAUCUAGCUGAACUCCAACGCCGCCGUCCGUAGCGUCCGGUGGUUUGCGUGGGAUGCGCCCCAAGUUGUCUUCGUCGUUGUCGUCUUCGUCUUCGCCAUGGUGGUCGUGGGCUGCCGCAGAAGGAUUCGCCGUGGACUGCCGUGGGCGAUUGCCGUCCUAGUCACGUCAUGCCUAUUGCUGUGGUCGAAAAACGAUGAUCCCGCGGAGACGGUCGACCAGGCUGCCUCUGAAGACGACGACUGGGUGUCUCUGAGAUUAAAAAGAGACCAACAAGAAUUUAUUGAUCACAGAGGAUUGCAUGUAGUUGUUGGCCACUAUUUGGGAGAUGUUAACAACGUGGGGGCAAGUGCAAAUCUCACAGAUGAGUUACUUAAUCGAAACAUGUUCGACCCAAAACCGAAGGAAGGACGGGAUGGGACUCCGGUCAUUAUACCGCCUCACAUGUCUUUACAGAUGCAAAAACUCUAUAGAAUUAACAGGUUCAAUCUGAUGGCCAGUGACCGAAUACCGUUGAACAGGUCUCUACCGGACGUCAGAAAAAAAUCAUGUAGGCUGAAAAAGAUUGAUAUUGAUAAGCUUCCAUCCAGCACCGUAAUAAUUGUUUUCCACAACGAGGCUUGGUCGACGUUAAUGAGAACAGUCCAGAGCGUUAUAGAUCGUUCACCGAAAUAUUUGCUGAACGAGAUCAUUCUAGUCGACGAUGCCAGUACUCGAAAAUUUUUGGAAAAAGAAUUGGACGAUUACGUUGCCAAAUUGCCGGUCUUAACACGAAUAAUACGUUCACCAAAAAGGAUCGGCCUGAUAAAAGCGCGUCUGAUGGGAGCCCGGCAGGCGAAGGGCAAAAUAUUGGUGUUCUUGGAUGCGCACUGUGAGUGCACUUUAGGAUGGCUGGAAGCCCUCGUGAGUCGAGUGGCCGAAGACCGGAAACGCGUAGUGUGUCCCGUGAUUGACAUCAUAAGUGACGAGACGUUUGCAUACGUCAGAAGUUUCGAACUGCACUGGGGAGCAUUCAACUGGGAUUUACACUUCCGGUGGUACACGCGGACUACGCCUGAUAUAAUGAAGGGGCAGCGGGACAUCACGCAGGCGUUCAGAACCCCGGCGAUGGCUGGGGGGUUGUUCGCUAUGGACAAAUCAUACUUUUUCGAGCUGGGUGGCUAUGACGAAAGGAUGGAAAUUUGGGGCGGGGAAAAUCUAGAACUCUCGUUCAGGGUCUGGCAGUGUGGUGGCAGCAUAGAAAUAGCACCGUGUUCUCAUGUCGGACACGUAUUUCGGAAAUCGUCUCCUUACACGUUCCCCGGUGGCGUGUCUCACGUGCUGUACACGAACUUGGCACGCGUGGCGCUCGUUUGGAUGGACGAGUGGCAGGAGUUUUACUUCAAAUUCAACCCUGAAGCGGAAAAGUAUCGUGACGAACAGCAGAUCAGGACGAGGUUGGAGCUUAGAGACCGUCUGAAGUGCAAAGGGUUCAAAUGGUACCUAGACAACGUGUGGCCCGAACACUUUAUGCCAACCGAUAAAAGAUUUUUUGGAAAGAUCAAACACAUGUUGUCGAAUCGUUGUUUAGAAAAACCGUCUGGACGUGGUUCGCUGAACCAGCCCAUGGGCCCGGUCGGGAUCAGCGGGUGCGACGUUCAGGGUCGUGCGUCCCUGUCGCUCAUGUUUGUCAUGGCCCCGGAAGAAGAGCUGGACUCUGUGGUGUGGUCCGGGUCUUUGAUGACUGACGAGUCCGUGUGCCUGGACACGCCCGAGCUGGAAGCGACCGACGAAAUUGCGUUGAAGGUCCGGAUCGUCGCUUGCACGGGUCAAAAACGCCAGCGCUGGAAAUAUGAUGUAGAGACCAUGAACUUGGUUCACAUACACACCGACUUGUGUCUAGAUUUGCCCGCCGGCGAAUCCAGUAUCGUGCUCAAAGGUUGUGCUGAUCAUGCUAGUCAGAAAUGGAUUUUUGAACAAGUCCCAUGGAGAUAACUAUAUAGGUACCUAACUGCAGCCUAUUUAACCCGUGUACAUCAAUUAUUAUAUUUUAUUUAACAGUCGUCGAUUAUUUAUGAGAUGUCUUAAGUUCCUGUACAAUUGUUGGAUUUUGUUUCCAAACAAUUUAUUUGAUUAUUUUUUACUUGAUAUUAUUAAUAUAUUUUGUUGUUUUAACAUUUUUUAUUGUUUGUAUUUUUAUGAAUUACAUUUUAAUAAUAACAAAGUAAAUAUACAAAUUUGAUAUUAUACACACUACACACAUUUGUUUGCAUAGGUACUCGUGAUUAAUAUAAUUUUAUUUUUAUCUAUUAUCGACAAUAUCAACAGUGAUAAGUACGUCCUCCUUUUAUUUUUAUGUAAACGUGUUCAUAAAUGUGGGUAAUAACAAUAAUUAUGAUGUACUCAAUUUUAGAAUAUUAAAA
Messenger RNA from Acyrthosiphon pisum (pea aphid), 2600 nucleotides. RefSeq names its product polypeptide N-acetylgalactosaminyltransferase 13. Gene Ontology annotation, cellular component: Golgi apparatus. The coding region runs from base 298 to 2172 and encodes 624 amino acids. Gene Ontology annotation, molecular function: polypeptide N-acetylgalactosaminyltransferase activity. NCBI's taxonomy places the organism in Eukaryota, Metazoa, Arthropoda, Insecta, Hemiptera, Aphididae. Gene Ontology annotation, biological process: protein O-linked glycosylation. The transcript is spliced from 10 exons. The record is from RefSeq and is a predicted model, not a curated record.